AUGGCCCGCCAGCCUGACUCCCCUUCAGAGGAGGCAGGGGUACCUGACCCUCCAAUGCCCCAUAUCACGCCGGAGGAGGAUACAAUCUCCCUGGCAGCCUCAGCCACUCAUUUUCAUGACAAUGGGGAAGACGCAGAAGGCAGCGCAUCCCAGGUGUCCGAUCCAGGCUCCUACUUCUCUGGCCAGAGCUCUCGGACAGAGACGGGCGAUCACUCUAUGCGCACAGUUAUGCGCAUGGCCUUGGAGCGCCAAAACUUGGAUGUCCUACAGGUGGAAAACUCUGCACCCGCAAGUGCUUUCCUCAGGCGCAGGCCGCCACCCACUGCCUUUGCUGUGCCUCACUCACCGGACUUCCUGAGGGAACUACAGGCUAGUUGGAUGGACACUAGGGCUGGCUCCCGUAUGUCUGCUGACGCUCAAACUCUGGCAGCCGUGCAUAAUGCGGCAGCAGUGGGCCUGGAUCAUAUGCCAGCUGUUGAGCCAGCCAUCGCAUCCCUCAUUGUCUCCCCCGACGAGGCUCUGCGCAGGGAGACCAGGUGCCCCCAGCCCCAGUGCAGGAUAACUGAUGACCUGCUUGUUAGAGCUUAUGACUCUGGGGCACGCGCUGGCCGCAUUGGGAACUCCCUCUCACACCUUAUGCUGGCUCUCUCAGCCUCCCUGCAAGAAGGCGACGUCGGUACAGGGAAUGUGAAUGGUGAUACCAUCACCAUGUGUGACGCAGCACUCGAGGCAUUUGGCCACAUGACCCGAGAGCUCGGGCGCAUGAUGUCCACUGUAAUCCAGGCUCGACGCCAAGUCUGGCUGUCACAGUCGAAUUUGACUGAGGCCUCGAGGAGAACCCUCAGGAGCCUUCCAGUGGAGCCAGGAACAGUGUUUGGCUCAGCUGCUCAGGAAGCGCUUGAGAGGACUAUUCAGGCGGGGCAGACCAGGCAACAGCUUGCAAGUCUCCGUCGCAUGCCUCCACCUAGCAGGCCCCCCUCUGGCAGAGGUAGGGCCACAGCUGCCCCCAGGGCUCGCCCUCCACCACCACCUCAUGCUGUGGGCCAACGAUGCCCUCAGCGACCUACGCAAGCACAGACCUGCGACUCACGGGCCUCCGCCCCAUUACCUUCCCGGCAGUUUCGGGCCCGGGAUCCUGGACGACCCCUCACCAGGGCCCCUAGGGGUCAGGGGGCCAGGCGCUGAAGCUACGGGGCCAGCCAUCGGAACGUUUUCACACCAGCAGCUCAGGUACUGGGCUGCUCGAGCUUCAGACCCGUGA
Xyrichtys novacula (pearly razorfish) is the source of this 1261-nucleotide messenger RNA. The record is from the annotation of a GenBank genome assembly. NCBI's taxonomy places the organism in Eukaryota, Metazoa, Chordata, Actinopteri, Labriformes, Labridae.